Molecule: messenger RNA, 642 nt
Organism: Knipowitschia caucasica
Lineage: Eukaryota; Metazoa; Chordata; Actinopteri; Gobiiformes; Gobiidae
Source: the annotation of a GenBank genome assembly
AUGUUUAACGUGGUGCACCAAGGUCGGAAAGUCGUGCCCCGUGCGUCGCUGUCGGACGACACCCUGAUGGGUGUGAAGGCGGUCAACAUCACCAGCCGUGAGACCGUCACAAAGACUCCGGAGCUGACGUGGCCAGUACCGGACAAGAGGAUGCGCGGGGCAGCGAGGGUCCUGCGCAGGCACCUGUCUCCUCAGCCAAAGAGUCUGGAGGCGGUGUGGCAGCAGAGGGGUCACCCAGCUCCUGACUUGUCAGACCCACAGAGAGAGGCCCCCGAGAGCCACGACGGGGAGCUCUCGGGAGGACCACCGAGAAACAGGAAAAGGGGCGUCAGACCAGACGUGAGGACCAUCUUCAGCGGCGAGAGAGACCCCCGUGUCAUAGAGGAGUCUGGAGAAGGGCACGUGUUUGGGCCCCUGUUUUCGGGCGAGGGGUGCUGGUGUGACGUGUGCUGCCAGUACAUCCUCCAACAAGGACUCACCUGCGCAGGUUGUAAAUAUGUGUGUCAUGCUGCCUGUCGAGACCGAGUGUCUUUGGACUGUCAUCCUGUGGCGUCCCCCCACACCCCAGACCACGUCAACAACAACACACCGCUGCAUUGCAGCGUGGACCUCAGGGAGCGCUCCAGCUUCAGUUACUGUUGA